Tetrahymena thermophila SB210 is the source of this 2328-nucleotide messenger RNA. RefSeq names its product asparagine synthase. NCBI's taxonomy places the organism in Eukaryota, Ciliophora, Oligohymenophorea, Hymenostomatida, Tetrahymenidae. The transcript is spliced from 5 exons. Gene Ontology annotation, molecular function: asparagine synthase (glutamine-hydrolyzing) activity. The record is from RefSeq and is a predicted model, not a curated record.
AUGUGUGGAAUUUGUUUUUGCAUAAAAGGAAUAAGUAUUGAAUCUCAUUAAUGCAAUUUUAAUAUUUUUGAGAGAUACGCUUAGAAUCCUUAUGUAGAAUAAAAUGAAGAAUUAAAAAAUAAGUAUCUUAAUACAAAGUUUGAUUUUAUAGAAAAUAUAAGAAAAAAUUUAUUGUUUGUAAAUGAUUUUUCAAUACAAGAUAUUUAGAAGUCUAUAGGUCCUAGAGGUCCAAAUGCUUUUAGCUACAGAUAAUUUUAACUUAAUAGCAAUUAAUCAGAGCUUUAAUGUAGCACAAAUUUAACAAAUAUCUCAAAAAAUAUAUUUGAUACCCUAAAACCAGCUGUUGAUGAUGAAAAAAAAGAUAGUGUCUUGGCUUCAAAAGAGGAAGUAGAAAUAGUAAAUUAAGAAAUAACAGAUUAAUCAAUAGAAGAAAGCAAAGAGAAUUGCUUCAAAGAAAUGACUUUUUGUAAUAGUUUACUUCAUUUGAGAGGAGAUUCUGAUCAUUUAAAUAUUCAACCUUUUGUAAAUAAGGGCAAGUAAUCUGUCUUUAUAUACAAUGGUGAAUUGUUUGUUGAAACUUUGGAUAAUACCAUAAAAGAUGAUUUUAACCCUUUCACAAACGAUACAGAAUAAAUUUAUUCAAAAUUGAAUAAUUUAUGUGAUUAAGAAUUAAAAAAUUUGUCUAAAAAGCUUGAUUAAAAUGCUACUUCUAAAGAUUAAAAUUGCAUAAAUGAUUAAGAGGAGACUCUAGAAAAAAAAAUUACUUCUGUACUUUCUAACUUACAAGGAGAUUAUGCUUUUGUUUAUUACAAUCAUGAGCUUAAGAAAUUGUUUGUAGCAAAAGACCCUUUUGGAAAAAGAUCCCUUUUAUUAGGUUUUUCAAAAAAUGGUUUUGUAUUUAGCUCAUGCUCAAUAAAUGUAGAUGAAGGUAAAUUAGUCUAAGAAGAUGAUGGAGAUGAUGGAGAAGAAGGUACAACUGCAACAGCUGAAACUAUAGCUGAAGAAAUUGUUGAUAAAAAGAUAGAAGAUUCUUCUACUUCCAGUGAAGCAAAACUCUAAAAAGAUAUUAGAUAUAAUAUGAAAGAUCCAGAACAAAGAUUAUUAUUCUUAGAAAAAAAAUAUUUGCAUGAUUAUUUUGUUGCGAAAGAAAAGGAAUGGAUAGAGGUACCAUAAAAUACUUUAAUUGUUAUUGAUAUGAAUGAUAGUAAUAAAUUUAUAUGGGAUUCUUAUCUAAUUAACGAUAAGCUUUAUAAUAUUAAAUACAACUGGAAUUCCUAAACAGCCCCAAUUAUGGUAGCACCUUAAGAAACAAUAAAAAUUGUAUUGAAUGCUCUUAAACAAAGUGUUUAGGAUCAUAUUUAAAAUAUUAUUGAAUUUAAAAAUUAUUUCAAACAGCCUAAUGAAAUUCCAUCUUAAAAACUUUAUGAAAAAGAUGAAUCUGACUAGCCAAUUUUAUAUUAAACAACAUAAUUUAAUUAUGAUGCUUAACAAACUAAUUCAAAAGUAUCUGUUCUUUUUUCAGGUGGAUUAGACUCUACAUUAUUAACUCUAUUUUUAGAUUAGUUACUCCCUAUCAACGAAAGCAUUGAUCUAUUUAAUCUCAGCUUUAAAAGUGAUGCUUCUGAUAGAUUGACAGCUUUAAAUGCUUUAGAAGAACUAUAAAUCAUUAAUCCAAAUAGAAAAUAUAACUUGAUUUUGAUAGACAAAACUGUUGAAGACUUGAGCUUAAAUGAGAAACCUUUACUAAAAUUAAUUUAUCCCAGAAUAACUCACAUGGAUUUCAAUAUUGCAUUAGUACUUCACUUAGCUACUAAGGGUUAAGGUUAUCUUCAUACUGAUACAUUAGAAAAAAAAAAUAUUACUUCUGGAGCUAAAGUAGUUCUUAGCGGUUUGGGUGCUGAUGAAAUAUUUGGAGGGUAUUCACGUUAUCGUGUGGCAUUUUAAAGAAAUGGCUAUAAGGAUUUAGUUUAGGAAAUGAAAUUUGAUUUAUAAAGGUUAUGGAUAAGAAAUCUUGGUAGAGAUGACAGAGCAAUAUCACAAAAUGGCAGGGAAGUUAGAUUCCCUUUUUUAAAUUAAAAUUUAAUUUAAGAAGUGUGUGAAAAGACAGAUUUCAGCUAUUUUACUAAUUUUAAUCUACCAAGAGGUUCUGGAGACAAAAUUCUAUUAAGAUAAGUUGCAAAAAGUCUAGGAUUAAUCGCUACUUCAGGUUUCAGGAAGAAAGCAAUACAAUUUGGAACAGGAAUAGCUAAAUAAUCAAAUAUAAGAACAUUUGGUAGCAACAGAAAAGCAAAAGGCUCAUUUAAAUAUGGAAUCAAAGAUAAAAAAUGA